Molecule: messenger RNA, 1090 nt
Organism: Triticum aestivum (bread wheat)
Lineage: Eukaryota; Viridiplantae; Streptophyta; Magnoliopsida; Poales; Poaceae
Exons: 4
Coding region: 239-742 (167 amino acids)
Source: RefSeq, a predicted model, not a curated record
ACCACUACCAGUUCCGACACGGAGCAAUGAAACACGCCCAACCCUAGCGCUAGCGAGCGGAGCACCACGGCGGCGGCGCGCUUACCACCGGCUCUCCGUCGCUGCAUCGCCACUCCUCCGUCGUCCGAGCGCGACCAGGUCACUUCCUCUUCUGGUCCCCUUCCUCCGGCACCCACAGUCCCUCGCGGCUCCCCGACAUUCUCCGUCCCCGCACAGCCAAAAACUGCAGAUUGCUACAAUGCCCAUGUUCUGGAGGUUGGCGCUACAUAAAACUAUUGAGAUAGUCGGAGCUUGCCUUCACCUAUUAUGCUCUCUGGUGCAAAUCCCUAAAAGAUGUGUAAGCAAAUAUUCGACAAGCUCGGGCUCAGAGAGUGGACCCUGGAUAGGGUAUACGCUCUCGACAAGUCUGCACAGUGGAGAUGUGUUGGAGGGCACAAAUGAAAGACUUUCAUCAGUCAGCGAUGCAGAGUUCCCGGCAGAAAGCCCUAGGGAGCUCUCAGAUAAUGGGAUGAGCCGUUCACGAAGCUCCAUGAAGAUCCAAGAACUGGAUAGGUACAUUGAAUUGCUACAUCAGGACGUGGCACUAAUGAGGCAGGAACUCGGGGGAGUUCGCACAAGUCAGCAGGAAGUAGCAGAAGCAGUUGAUGAUAUAAAGGAAUGCAAAUAUCAUCUCUCUCUCUCUCUCUCUCUCUCUCUCUCUCUCUCUCUCUCUCUUAUGGAGCUUCAAGUAUGUGAUCCCUAACAUGGUCGUUUGUUAUUGCAGAAAUCCUUCUUCGGUUGAAGUCAUUUUAUCUAUGAAAGCACCGGUUGCCCUAGCUAUUCUUUUGAGUAUAAGUCAUUUUAUCUCUCUCACAUGCUUGCUGUAGCGAGUUAAGUAUGGCUGAAAACGCUCUCCUGGGUAGGUGUAUGUGUGGUAGUAGAAGAGAAGCAGUGAUUGCAAUCCGACGAGUGUCGUGACAUGAGCCAUGACGACAAGCAUUUCGUAGGAGAUGGAAUUGGCAGGUUUAUUAAUAUGUUGUGUUCUUUUUUUUUUUGAAACAAGGCAGAAGAUUUGCCAUUUUCAUUAAUUAAGAAGAGGUUUCGUUACAAA